UACAGAAAUCUGAGAUACAGCAAAUAAACACAAACAUGACAAAAGAUUUAGGUUUACACACAACAGCAACAGGAAACCUGCAUGUUGACCUGCUCACAAUGACAGUGCUAGCAGGUUUAAUGUUCACCAGGUUCACCAUCGUUUGAUUUGUUUGCAUUUUCCCCAGAGGCCACUCACAGUAUUAAAACCAGGUCCCAAGGUUCCUGUGUGUCAGGUAAUUAACAGUGAUUAAACACAGCUUUAUUUAGGAUAAUAUACCAUGUUAGCACAAUAUAAACUAAAAUAAAUAGAGAACUAGAGGACCAGAUUCAGUUAAUAUUGAAUUUUAAAUUACAUUUUAGGGGUGUGCUAUGUUGUUUUGGGGAAGGAGAUUUGAAUCAGAAGAGAAAGAUCACCUUGUUUUUUUUUAACACACAACCAAUUCAGUUCCUAACAAGGUUCCUUCUGUGUGUGUGUGUUUGUUUUUUUUUCCUCAUUAGACUGUUUAUGUCUGAUUGUCACUGCAGGACAAACAGUGAGCUUAUGUAUUCAUUGUUAUUGUUUGUCUGCUGGUUAAGGGUUCCUGCUGGCUGUACAGCAAAUUGCCUUGCAGGGGAUAUUAAAUAAAUCUUUGACCCUUAAUUCUCAUGGUAGCUGAUGAAGGUUUUAUUUGAAACGUUUUAAGACUUUUAAAAACAAGAUCAGACACAUGGAACACAUGUAAAAAUGCAAUAACACCGUAAAAUGAUGCUAGAAGAUGUUGUGGGUAAAAGAAAACAGUCUUGCAGCCUGAAGUUAUUUGUGUUUGGAAAGACGCUGAUGACAGUGAGAGGAAGAGAACGGAAGAGGAAAUGACACAAGCAAUUGUGCCCACUGGGACUCACUGACAUCACAGAUUGGAAGUGAGAUUUGUUUUCAGACUCCUAACUGCCAAAAUAUAUAAGCUCACAGGAUGAUUGAAGACCAGAAGUUUGUCCAACGAACAAACAAAGGCUGUGAGUUCAUCAAUGGAGCACUGUGCAUUCACUUCUCUAAUAUAUCUACGUGUAGGGGAUAACACAGACUUACUCAAACAUAUAUUUUUUAUAUAAUCUUGUUAAAAAAUGUCAAAGGUGAUUGAUUUUACAGCUUUUUAAAAGUACAAUUCAAGUGCAUCAGCCAGCACACUAAACACUUCCCUUUCCUUUACUUCUGCUAUGAUUUGCUUUUGGACCCUUUCCUCUGAUCCCUGACAAAUCGCAUUCUGAAUUUGGAGGCUGGCAUAUUUGGCAUUGCCACAUGAAAGACUCUGCGCUGACCCCCUCCUAUACUGUUAAACAUAACUGUGUAUGGAAGCACUGCUUCCAGAAGCUGUAACAUAUAAUUUGGGCAUUUGGGAAGACUCCAGGGGUCAUCAUGGCAACAUUUUGUGCUGACAGACGGGAUGUUAUUUUGCUCCUCCAUGGAGCGAAAUAGAUUAAUAACUCUGGGUGUGGUUACUGUUAACCCUUCCGGUCAAAGUGAAAGUAUGUACAGUGUUUGUUCAGUGACCACGAAGCAGCUACAGUAUAACAGCCUGAAGGGGACUGGAGGUGCAUCAGUUGAUGGACACUGGGAUGAUGAAGCUGUCACUGUUGUUGCUGCUGGUCCUGCUGCCUCUGUCCUCAGCCACACCUCUGGACCCCAGAGACAACACAGAGCAGAGAAAUGUCUCUGAGUUGACCACCGACACAUCGAUGCUCAUAGGUCGACCUCUUCUGACUGUUGCCAAGUUGAGGCAGAGGAGGCAGGUUCAGUCUUCUACUCCUGUGUCUACUGAUAGCUCUAACCUGGAGUGGGUGACCUGGAACAACUCUCUCCCUAUUGAUGCUGUUUCAAUUUACAAUGAAUAUGUUGGUCGUAUUGAUUAUGUCUGCAAAUUCUAUUGUGAGGCUGGCUUUUAUAAUCCUAGUGAGGGUCCUUAUUGUCACUAUGCCAAAUCAAAUAAAGCAUAUCUUGGUUCCCCAUUUCAGAUCCUGGUAAACAAAGACAACUUUGAGAUCCUGGAGUGGAAGGACGGUUCAUACGGUUCAGUUCCCAAGAAUUCAGUCCGAACCUGCCCUGGGGUGAACAUAUAUGUAGGGCAGAACAAAUAUGGACUUGGGAAGGUGUCUACUCAGGAUAAGUGCUUUUACCUACCUUUGAAAGGUUCUGAAUAUUGGUAUAGAGACUACCAGGUUCUGACCAUCAAUGAGAAUAUAGUUAGCCAGAAGAUCUACGAUGUCAAGUACAUCACUGAUGAGUCUAAAACCUUUCAGUAUCCUCCAGAGAUCAUGCGUAAAACAGUCAUCACCAACAAUGAAUGCAGUCCAGUGACUAAAACAGAUACCCUCACACAGUCAUAUGAGGUGCAGAAAAAGUGGGACACUUCCUUUUCUAUCAGUGUGGGUGUUAGUACGAUCAUCGAAGCUGGCAUCCCUAUCUUCGUUAAGGGACAUUUCCAGAUCAGCAUUGGGGGGGCUUUCCAGUACUCUCAGGGGAACACUGUGACAGAGACUAUCACUGACACAGUUACUGUGGUGUUCACAGCCCCGCCAAACCACUCCUGCACUGCUACUAUGAAGCGCAUUAAGUACAAACUUAACAUCCCGUUCACAGCACUCUUCAGCCGCACCUAUGGUAAUGGGGAGAUCCACACAACGUCUAUCACAGGAACGUAUGACAGCGUUCAGACAGCAGAGGUCCAGGCUGAGAUAGACCGAUGUGAAAUACUCAUCUCAAAGCCUUGCACACAAAUUGCAAAAAGCCCACAUAAUGUGUCACAUAAUGUGUCACAUAAUGUGUCUCUAUAUUUGAUGCUUUUAUUGGGGCAGGUUGGUAACCAGCUCUUGUUCCUGUGAUUCCAUGCCUUUAUUGACGACACUUUGAAUGGAAGCCAAUUAAGUAAUGUAAUAUAAUAAGUAGAAAAUACAAGAUUAUGAUAAAUUUGUGCCUUAAUUAAUUGUUUGGUUAAAUAUAAUCACUGGACAUCUUAAAAUUCUUUUCUUACUCACUUGGUUUGAUUGUGCAGAGUUUCAGCUUUUGAAGAGGGAAAGAGUUUUAAAGCAGGUAUGACAGUGGUUUUGACAAUGUUCUGAAUUACAUAAAUAGUCUGGGCUCUGAUCUCCUUUUUUGUACAUUUUUAAAACAUCUUUUUAUUUUCGAAUCCAUAUUGUUGUUUUACACACUUUGUGAGUAGGUUUUAAAAAGUUUUACUAACUUAAACAGCUAAAUGCUGUUUUGUGAUGUAAGUUUCAGUAUUAACCAAAAUGUGUUUAAUUCAGUUGCGAGCAUUUCUUUUGUGCAUUGCAUUGUGGGAUAUUGGUGUCUAUU
Molecule: messenger RNA, 3309 nt
Organism: Acanthopagrus latus (yellowfin seabream)
Lineage: Eukaryota; Metazoa; Chordata; Actinopteri; Spariformes; Sparidae
Product: natterin-3-like
Exons: 3
Coding region: 1563-2837 (424 amino acids)
Source: RefSeq, a predicted model, not a curated record